GCGGAGAACGACGUGCCAGAAGCGGUCUUCAACCUGGGGCUCGCGUAUGAAACGGGAAUUUACGACCUGCCGAUAAACCCCAAGAAGGCGGCGAAAAUCUACAAACGCGCCGUGGGACUCGGAAAUUUGGAGGCGAUGGUGAACCUUUCACGUCUGUAUGCCAUCGGAGAAGGUGUCAAGAUGGACAGUACGAAGGCGGCGCGACUCGAUCGCAUGGCCGCGGGCCGCGGCUUCGCGAAGGCACAGUGCGCACUAGCAAACGAGUAUUUCGCAGCAGGCGACUUUGUCGAGGGCGCGAGGUACUGCAGGCUUGCGGCGGAACAAGGUCUUACGGAGGCCGAAUACAAUAUGGGCUGCUUCUACCGUACGGGCCAAGGCGUGCAACGUGACGUCGGCGAAGCCAGGCGCUGGUUUUCGCGCGCAGCCGCCAAGGGC
Aureococcus anophagefferens is the source of this 435-nucleotide messenger RNA. RefSeq lists its product as hypothetical. The annotation marks the transcript as partial. The transcript has a single exon. Gene Ontology annotation, molecular function: protein binding. Lineage: Eukaryota; Pelagophyceae; Pelagomonadales; Pelagomonadaceae. The record is from RefSeq and is a predicted model, not a curated record.